AUGUCGUUCAUUCCUACCACUUUAUACUAUGCUUCUGCUGCAAUAAAUGCCAUCUCGAUACCGGGUCAUAUCAUGUUUGGCAUUAAAGAAGUCGACCCUGCAGUGGCUAAGAUUUCAUCCGAUGCCAAACACGCUCUUGGUAAAGCCACUGCAACAACCGCUUGGGACAUGGUCAACGGUCUUUUGGCUGUUUCUGCCCUUUUAAAUAUCCAAUGGGCAAGGAUUAGGGGCGUGAAGACCCUGGAAGAGCAAUUGAUUAUUUGGAGUACAGUCCUUGCAGGAAUCGUAACCGGAUGGGGAUACUUCAAGGUCAGAUCUUACAUUGGCCUCGGCUGCUUGUGGGUUACUCCUUGGAUGACCUUGGGCGCAAUGGUCUAUCAGCGUGGUUUGAAGCCGUGA
Molecule: messenger RNA, 399 nt
Organism: Penicillium concentricum
Lineage: Eukaryota; Fungi; Ascomycota; Eurotiomycetes; Eurotiales; Aspergillaceae
Exons: 2
Coding region: 1-399 (132 amino acids)
Source: RefSeq, a predicted model, not a curated record